Molecule: messenger RNA, 2186 nt
Organism: Eupeodes corollae
Lineage: Eukaryota; Metazoa; Arthropoda; Insecta; Diptera; Syrphidae
Exons: 3
Coding region: 172-2055 (627 amino acids)
Source: RefSeq, a predicted model, not a curated record
AUCCAGGUUCAAUAAAUUGCGCUCCUCCAUUUUAAUUUUCAUCAAAAUUGUUAAAGUUUUCGAGGCGUUAUAGCGUUAAAACAAGUGUCGGCUGUUUGUGCAUCUAAAUUUCAAUAGUAUACCGUAUUAAGUUAUUAAUUAAUACUUUUAAACAAAAAAAAAACCAUCACCAUGGCUCCAAAUAACGCCUGUAAAUUGUGCAUGAACGUGCCGAAGAAAAAUGCCGUGACAAAAAUCAAUGCUCUACCCAAAACCUUUACAAUUGUUCUUGAAGAAAUGAGCGGUGUUAAGUUCUCCAAAGCAGAUUCGCUUAACAUGGUCAUAUGCAUGAAAUGUCUGGACUUUCUAAAGAACAUGGAGAAUUCAUCAUCUCGUCCUAAAUCGAACAAGAUUUCACAAGAGGGUAAGAAGAGGGUAUUUAGGUUAAUGGAGAAGAAACGUAUGCCAGCCGCCCAAGCUAUUGAAACUGUUCUAGCUGAACAAAGAGCUAAAGAGUUGCUCCUCGAGUCAGGUAUUAAAGGUCCCGUUGUAGGUGGAAAUCAGCAGGCAAUUGUGAAACCUGCGGUUGAUCUGCCCGCUAAUUCUUCGCCAAUGCUAAGAUUAAGCGGCGCCCAACGCAAGAAGGUAAAAAUAUUAGUUGACGCUGGAAUGGACCCUGAAGCUGCUCGUCAACUCGUUUUUGCAGCUCUCAUUGCAAAUCGGGUUACCCAGCCAAUUGACAUGAGAAAUAACCAAGGCCGAAACGAUCAAAGGGGUCCUAUGGGUCAACAAGGAAGGGCAAAUCAGCAACAAACUGCUAAAGGACCCCUCCACCAAAACGCAGCAGGCCCAAAAAAUAAUCCACCAAAAGGUGGGGCCGCUCCGAUCGGAAGGGCAAAACAGGCCCAAAAACCUCCCGUCCAGCGCGUGGCUCCAGUGAAGGCUGCUCCUAUCAAAGCUGUUCCAGAAAAAGCUGGUGCGGGCUCUAAGGCUCCAAACCAAAAAGCUGUGGCGUUGAAAAACAUCGCUGCCUCGCCUGGCAUACUUCUCCCACAGAACAUGCGGCAGAAUAAAAACGCUGGCGGAGGACGGGGUGCCAACUCGGACAGGCGAGUUGCAGCCACUGUCAGUUCGCGCCGUAACGAGCGUCCAGCUCCUUACAGUAAUAAUCGCCAGUCAAACCAUUCACAACGCAACCAAAUGCCAUCCCAACGCAAUCAGAUGCCAUCCCAACGCCAGCAAAACCAAUCUCAACGCCAAAACCAAUCCCAACGCCAGAACCAAUCACAGUUGCAAAAUAUGCAAAAUAGCAACUUCAACCAGCGGCAACAGCAAAGUAUUUCCUUUGAAGUUGGCAUCGUGCCCAUUAAUUACCCCAAUGACAUGUUAGAUGAUUUGAAACUUGAUGCGCUCAAAGAGGCCAUCACCAAUGAGAUCUUGAAGAUUCCCCAAGGCGGUCCAUUGAUCCGCUUCUUGGGCACAAGUUCUCAAAACGGCUGGUUGAAGGUCAUUUGCGCUGACGAGUUGAGUUACAACUGGUUGGGAAUGUUAGUCUCACGUUGGGAGAGAGCUGGAGUUCGUAUGGUCGAGGGCAACGCUCUCCCCCAGCCUGCGAUUCUCACUUUCUAUCUGCAAGCAGAUUUCCGCGGCCCCGAUGAAAUUCUCAGUAUUAUUGAAAAACAGAAUAACUCUCUGAAUGCCAAGCAAUGGCGUGUUCUUAAUCGUGAAACCGAUGGCAAUGGCCAAAGGAUCACGGUUUGCGUCGAUGAGCAGUGCUUCCAGGCUCUGCGUAGUCGUGACUUUAUGGUAUUCCUUGGAUUGGGUGUUGUCGAGCUAAAGCCUAGGCGUUCAGCCUCCGAUGACAUGCCCUUCAAUAAUAAUGCUAAUUCAUCAUCCCAAAACUUCGGGGGUAAUAACAAUUUCUAUAAUUCUGGCAACGACAAUAUGCAAGGUGGUGGUCGUGGUAGUGGUGGAAGGAAUGGCAUGGGCAAAGACAAUUAUAACUCGAUGAAUUCUGGACGCGGUGGCGGCAAUAAUAUGAACUACCAAAGACAAGGUGUAGGCUACCAAUGGUAAACUUGUUUGUUUGCUUUUUUAUAACCCAAACAAAAAGAAAACUCAAUUAAUUUUAAACUUACAUGUACAACAUUAUGAAAUAGAACAAAAACAAAUAAGAGAAAGUAAUAAAUUACUUACACAAUACUCAA